GCCUGGUGUCCACUUCCUGACUUCACAGCAACAGGAGCCAACAAACAGCUCGGCGGAUCGUUUUGUCUCGAUUAGCUCCAGAUCAGCUCCGGAUCCCCGUCCAGGACCGUCCAUCGGGCCGAGCAGUGUCCCCGCUCUGCUGCCAUGGUGGAGACUCCGGCUGGCUGUCUGUUUGAAGACAUCCAGUACGAAGACAUCCAAGUUGAAGCGGCUGUCGGCAGAGGGACAUUUGGAGUUGUCUUCAAGGCCAUAUGGAAAGGAAAAGAUGUAGCCAUCAAGACCAUUGAGAGUGAGAAUGAGAGGAAUGCCUUCCUGGUUGAGCUCCGCCAGCUCUCCCGGGUCAGUCACCCCAACAUUGUUAAGCUGUAUGGCUCCUGUGACAAUCCAGUGUGUCUGGUCAUGGAGUACGCAGAAUGUGGAUCUUUAUAUAACCUCCUGCACAGCACAGACCCACAGCCCCAUUACACUGCAGCCCACGCCAUGAGCUGGUGUCUGCAGUGUGCUCAGGGAGUUGCUUAUCUGCAUUCUAUGAAGCCAAAGGCCUUAAUUCACCGGGACUUGAAACCACCAAAUCUGCUCCUUGUGGCUCGUGGUACCGUGCUGAAGAUCUGUGACUUUGGAACAGCUUGUGAUAUUCAGACGUACAUGACCAACAACAAGGGCAGUGCAGCCUGGAUGGCACCAGAGGUGUUUGAAGGUAGUAACUACAGUGAGAAGUGUGACGUGUUCAGUUGGGGCAUUAUCCUGUGGGAGGUCAUCACACGCAAGAAGCCCUUCGAUGAGAUUGGAGGCUCAGCGUUUUGUAUAAUGUGGGCCGUCCACAGAGGUACACGGCCUCCUCUGAUCAAAGACCUUCCAGAGCCCAUAGAGACCCUGAUGACCCGGUGCUGGGACAAAGAACCCUGCCAGAGACCGUCCAUGGAGGAGGUCAAAAACACCAUGAGCCAUCUCAUGAAGUACUUCCCAGGCUCAGACGAACCUCUCAAGCUUCCUCACCAGUCUUCUGCCAGCAGAAGCGGCUCUUCAUCAGCCACAAGCACAGGCUCCUAUGCUGACUACACCAUCAACAGUAACAAGAGUGAUGACAACACAGAACACAGAAACUCAGUCGGCAGAGAAGAAACCCUGAAAAGUUUUGAGGCCAAAUUUCCACUUCAGUUCAAACCCUCAAAGACAGCCACACUGCGUGCUGGUCUGUCCAGGGUGUCCAGUGUAGAGAGUCAAGCAGGACGCUCCCAAAGCCCCACCCACUGCACCAGCCCCAUCACCACCACCAGCCAAUCAGAACUGAGGAUGACAAUUAGUCCCACAGCGACUAAUGGUUUGGACAGCUCCAUUCCCCUGGCCUACCUGAAACUGGAUCACCAGUUACAGCCCCUGGCUCCGUGUCCAAACUCCAAAGAGUCCAUGGCCGUGUUUGAACAGCACAUCAGGAUGGCUCAGGAGUACCUUAAGGUCCAGUCAGAGAUCGCUCAACUGGUUCUGCGGAAACAGGACCUAAUGUCUGAGCUGGAGCAGGACCAGAGGGAGCAGCAGACUUCAUCUCGUCUCAUCCAGGAGCACAGCAAACUGCUGGAGGACAACAGCAACCUGUCUGCCUUCUGCCAGGGCCUGAAGAGCAAACUGAGCCUUAUCAAGAGUCAGAACCAGCAGCCCAGCUAGGACACAGUCCACAUCUCCUCUGGUCUUUUUACUCUGCUCGGCUGCCUCUUUCUUUGAUGGAUGAGAGGAAUCACUCCAUGAAGUGACCAUAAAGUAGGGAAGCCCAUUAUCUUGAGAAAAUAACAUUUUACUCACCACAACUCUAUGCAUCAAGAUUCCUAGAAACCAGUUGGUGCUAACUGGUACCAAUGCUGGUCAGCAAUCUGCCUCAAACAGAAGUGUGCUCCAAAAUUCCAGUCCAGAAUGUGAGUGAUACGACAAAUAGUUUUUAGUACUCACGCCAAUUAUGUUGCCAUACAGACAUUUCCAAUCAAGACUAAAAAAUCACUCCAAGAGGAGAAUACCAAUGUAGAAGCCAUUGUCACCACAGGAAAAGGCCUUCUAUGGGCUGAAAUAUGUGCCACCAGAAACUGAAUUUGAGUUAUCUAU
Messenger RNA from Centropristis striata (black sea bass), 2091 nucleotides. Its product is annotated as mitogen-activated protein kinase kinase kinase 7-like. Gene Ontology annotation, biological process: JNK cascade; protein phosphorylation; positive regulation of canonical NF-kappaB signal transduction. The transcript is spliced from 14 exons. The record is from RefSeq and is a predicted model, not a curated record. Lineage: Eukaryota; Metazoa; Chordata; Actinopteri; Perciformes; Serranidae. Bases 145 to 1662 code for a protein of 505 amino acids. Gene Ontology annotation, molecular function: magnesium ion binding; MAP kinase kinase kinase activity; ATP binding.